AUGAUCUCAAAAAAUAGAGCAUCGAUUGUAUUGCUAUAUCCACAUAUCAAAGCCAACUAUGAAUGUCUCUAUGUUUGUCAACUUCCAUUCCUUGAAGAUUUGAAACAAUAUCAAUUCACACCGAUCGCACCUACCAACCCGGCAACAAGAAAACCAUACAUUCCAACAGAACAAGUCGAUGCUGCAUGA
Messenger RNA from Heterostelium album PN500, 189 nucleotides. RefSeq lists its product as uncharacterized. The record is from RefSeq and is a predicted model, not a curated record. The transcript has 2 exons. NCBI's taxonomy places the organism in Eukaryota, Evosea, Eumycetozoa, Acytosteliales, Acytosteliaceae. The coding region runs from base 1 to 189 and encodes 62 amino acids.